AUGAAUGACAGCCUAUUUGUCAGUUUGGACAGACUUUUGCUAGAAUUUGUUUUCCAGUAUGAUCAAGACAUAAGAACUAAAGAAGAUCUAGUUCAACGAAUUAAUAAAUGCUUUGAAGAUAUUAAAGAAAACAAAAAAACUAUUCGUAAGAUACAUGAAACUAUAAAUGCAACAGAUGAAGAAAUUGGUUAUUACUGUAAACAUAGUAAGGAGAUCAAAGACAACUGUAAUAACUGGAAGCCAACAUGUGGUGUUUUCCAUAAACAUGAAGAUUAUAUGCAGAAUCAAUUAACAAUUUAUCAAGAAACUGUUGAAAAAGACAAAAAAAUGUAUCAUGGCUAUGUAUGCCAGUAUAAAGAUGUUUUGAAGCAAUAUCAACUAAAGUAUUUAGAAACACCUUUUUCACAUGAAUAUUAUGAGAAGAAAACAGAACAUGAAGAAAUUCAAAACAGAGUGUUGGCAUGCUCUGAACAACUAAAAAUGAAUGAAACUAUUUUUAUGGAAUUUCUAGUGCCUGCUCCCUUUCCAUCACUUACUAAAUGGACAUUACACUUGGUUAAUAUGCGAUGUAAAACACAAGAAAUUCUUAAACUUGCCAAUAAUUUUACCAAAAGUUCAUCUGAAUUGAAGACGGAAGUAGAUGAAAUGGAAAUGGAAAUUAAUUACUUAAACCGGGAGGCUGCAAGACUUUAUGAAACUAGGAAUCUUUCCAAAACUCUGGAAGAAAAGACUAACAUUAUAGAAAAGAGAACGGAAUUGAAAGAAGGGAUAUUUGAAAAAGGUGAACAAGGACUUGUAUUGGAUAAAAACCAUCAGAACAGACAAUUAUUUCUUCCUUAUGAAUCUCAGAAAUUAGUCAGACCAAUAAAGAUGCAUUCUUCAGAACUACGAGUUACAGAUAAAAAAGAAGAAAGUUCUGUGAAACUUCCCGAUAUUGACUUCAGACAAAAAGAAAAUGAUACACAGGUAUUUAGUGACUGUGCUGUGAAUAACCAUUCAAAGUGUUCACAUGUUCUAGCUACGAAAAGUUCACAGAAUUUCAUGCAAUUCAGAUUGUUAACCCCACAGAAACAAUCAAAUUGUAAUCAGUGGUUUGAAAAAGGAGAUACAGAUGCUGAAUGUGGAGAUAAAGCGAUAAUAAGACAAUUAAAAGAGUCAAAAUGUACUUCAAAAGCUACAGAUUCAGAACACUUUGGGAAGCCAAUAGAAAAUAAAAGUAAUGAAGUGGAAGAAAAGACUGAGAAUUUUCCAAAAACUCCUGAAAUUCCUCUGUCUUUACGAACUCCUGAAGCUGUGAAAACACCUGAAUCUUUGGAAAAAUUGCAGUUCCCUAAAACACCCUUAUUUGAAAUUAACAGAAAUAGAAAUAUAGUACCUGAAGGUCAAACACAAAAGGAAUCCCCUGGAUUUUCUUUUCUUUCGAGUUAUACUUCUAGAUCUCCUGGGUUGAAUUUAUUUGAUUCUUCUAUAUUUGAUUCAGAAAUCUCAUCAGAUCAGUUUAAUGAACAUUAUUCUACAGCAAAUUUAAAUCCUCUCUCAUCACAACAAGAAAUUGGAAACUUAUUUGGGAAAUCAGAAGGAGAAGAUGCUUUUACAUUUUCUUUUCCAUCAGACUCUUCAACACAUACAUUUGUAGCUGGAAAAGAUGAUUUUAGUUUUCCAUUUUCAUUUGAACAGGAUCAAAAUGUCACACACUCUUCUUUAAAAGGUUUUCCAUCUUCCUCACAAACUACAACACAAUUUACUUUUUUUUGA
This is a messenger RNA of Trichechus manatus latirostris (Florida manatee), 1755 nucleotides long. It is a transcript of the gene CUNH14orf39, whose product is annotated as chromosome unknown C14orf39 homolog. The record is from RefSeq and is a predicted model, not a curated record. Bases 1 to 1755 code for a protein of 584 amino acids. Lineage: Eukaryota; Metazoa; Chordata; Mammalia; Sirenia; Trichechidae. Gene Ontology annotation, cellular component: central element. The transcript has 17 exons. Gene Ontology annotation, biological process: meiotic DNA double-strand break processing involved in reciprocal meiotic recombination; homologous chromosome pairing at meiosis; oogenesis.